CGCCCAACCUCUUCCUCUCUGCUGUGUUCACUAAAGUCGGAAACUCAAGUUCAAUCGUAUCUUUUAUGUACCGCUAGCCGAACGCCGUUACUUUGCUACCGUCUUAAAGCGAGGUUGACAGACAGAAAUCAACAGGACAUGGCGAAAACAUACGACUAUCUGUUCAAACUGCUGCUGAUCGGAGAUAGCGGAGUGGGCAAGACGUGUCUGCUGUUUCGAUUCAGUGAAGACGCGUUUAACACCACGUUUAUCUCCACUAUAGGAAUAGACUUCAAAAUCAGAACAAUUGAGCUGGAUGGAAAAAAGAUCAAGCUACAGAUCUGGGAUACAGCUGGGCAGGAGAGGUUUAGAACCAUCACCACAGCAUAUUACAGAGGAGCAAUGGGUAUUAUGCUGGUGUAUGAUAUAACAAAUGAGAAAUCAUUUGACAACAUCAAGAAUUGGAUAAGGAACAUUGAAGAGCAUGCUUCUUCAGAUGUCGAACGGAUGAUUUUGGGGAACAAAUGUGACAUGAAUGAUAAGAGACAAGUUUCGAAAGAAAGAGGAGAAAAGCUAGCUAUUGAUUAUGGAAUCAAGUUCCUGGAGACCAGUGCAAAAUCCAGCUCAAAUGUUGAAGAGGCUUUUGUCACGCUUGCUAAAGACAUCAUGACCAGACUAAACAGAAAAAUGAAUGAGAAUAACCCUUCAGGAGGCGGAGGAGCAGUGAAAAUCACAGAGAAUCGAUCCAAGAAGCCCAGCUUCUUCCGCUGCACACUCCUCUAACCCGGCAACUCCUGCCACCUCUGUGUGAAUAAUCUCAUUCCUCUGUGCGUGUCUGAGCUCAGGAUGCCUGUGUAUGUGCGAGCGUUUACAAUACCACUGGAGUUUCAGCUGUUUGCUGCUGCUGAGAGCUCUGGUCUGCCUCAUCUAUACUUACUGAAGGCCUGAAAGAUAAAAGUAGAUGAAAGACUUUGUUGAGCUGUUCCCAAAAAGUCCCUUUUAAACAAAAAUAACCACCGGUUGCCCCCCCUUAUCCCCUAACCUCUCAGCCUGGGUCAAUCCCAAAAGUGUAGCCAGACUUGAAUCUUAAAAAGCUACUAUUACUCAAAAAUAUCAUUAACUCGUUGCACAUAAACAAAUUAUAGUUACAUUGAUAAAGUGCUUUGUCACAGCACCAUUUAUUGAAGGAAAAUAUGCAAUGAGAUUACAGAAUAUUAAACUUGUGCCUUUUGGGCAAUGAAGACUGUGGACCUAAAGUUAAAGCGGUCAAACUGAAGGAAAUGCAAUAUCGAUGUAUCUUUUAUUUUGAACUUAAUUUUUGUUGUAUUUAAAGUCCAUUUUACUUGUAUUUUAUUACAGCUCCUUUUUUGUUAAGGUUAAGUUUGUUAAAAGCAAAGUUCCACAAGCUGUCGUCUUCCCCCUUUGCUUGACCUUACAUCAUUAAACCCUAAAAGAGACCAAAGUAAACCGACAUUAUGACAACUGUGAUGGAUUUACUGUUUUUUUCACAGUCAAUUUUCUAAUCCCUCAUACAGUAUGUAGUGAGAAGAAAGAUUAAAGAAAGAGGGAUGAGACCCUAACGCUUGUUGAAGCAGCAGCCAGCUAGGCCCUGUAUAUUAGUACAUACAAUAAAUUACAUUUACUAAUGGUAUUAUAUUUUUAUACUCUUCCUGCGUAAGCAUCUUUUACUUACCACUGCAUAUAAACCACCUAAAGCAUGUUAACCCUGUGCUUUUGUGAGAUUUACUUAUUGUUAAUACGUAUUUUUAAACUCAUGUUCAGGUCAUUGCAGUAUUCUGUCUUUUUGAAUUGCCGCUUUUAUAUGAGCGUGAAGUUGUGUAGUGUUUACAGUACCAUUGCAAUGUUGUUUUUUCUGUACGUCAUGCACUGUUACUUCUCUGUGUGUGGUUCUGUCCUAGAACCUCCUCACUGCAUAAACCACUGAGGCCUUGCCUCUGAAGUCUGUCACUUUAAAAAAAGAGUGCAACUAAAUCUGUUCAUUUAAGUGUUCUGUUUUUUUUAGCUAAUUGUUAUUGGCCCAGAUAGUGUUGUAGACUUUUCUUUAUUGUUUGCACUGAUUUUAGGUAUACUGAUUUUUUCUGUUUAAUUGAUUUAUACCUUGUAAAAAAAACCUUCACUUUCAAUCUCAAAUUAGUUCAAAUAUUCAUAUGGGCUUGGCUAUCACGAAAGCAUAGCAUUGUGACCACAAGGCAGCCCGUUGUGAUACGUUGCCCAAUGUUUGAGAUUGACGGAUGAUUGAUUCUAGUCUUUAUGUUUAAGGUUGUACGACUGCUUGAGUUCCAUUGGCAUCAGUUUGACAAAACUCCUGCUCAAAGUCAUGCCAUUUCAACGGCCCUGCAGUCCUGAUUUGAAUAUGUAUGUGCGGAGCAUUUGCAUAUUUUUACAAUGAAACUGUGACAGCACUCAACCUCCCAUAUGAACAUAAAGUCUUACUGACUAUUCAAUACAAAAUUAAUGUCAUAUCUUAUAACGUCUUCCAUGAUUUUCUUGUCUUUUCUGCAAUGUGUCAGUGUUAACUGAUUAUGUAAAAAUAUUAAAAUAUCUUUUAUAAGUUA
Triplophysa dalaica is the source of this 2555-nucleotide messenger RNA. RefSeq names its product RAB8B, member RAS oncogene family (gene rab8b). The transcript has 8 exons. The record is from RefSeq and is a predicted model, not a curated record. Bases 139 to 762 code for a protein of 207 amino acids. Gene Ontology annotation, cellular component: plasma membrane; trans-Golgi network transport vesicle; synaptic vesicle. Gene Ontology annotation, biological process: protein secretion; cellular response to insulin stimulus; protein localization to plasma membrane. Gene Ontology annotation, molecular function: GTP binding; GTPase activity. NCBI's taxonomy places the organism in Eukaryota, Metazoa, Chordata, Actinopteri, Cypriniformes, Nemacheilidae.